GCAAAGUGUCAUAUGUUCUGAGAAAAAAAAACAGAACCAUUCUUCACGCCGAUCAUCGGAAAUAAUAGAACAGAGACUACGACAGCACCUGGCCUUUCCGUACGCGGAUUGAAACGAAGCUUGAAGAAUAAAGCUUCUCAUCGCGAUUCACCCCGGCUAGUUCCUCCGAUUGAUGUCUUCAUGAGUUGUCUCUCUGGUCUCCGUGUUUUCUGGGAGAAGAGAUUGAGAGCCUGCAGCCGAACAGCCGGUGAGAACGCAGCAGACGACGCUGUUGCCGACUCGUGGGACCUCUUCUUCGAGCUCCGUGUCCUGCAAAUCGCCACCAAUGCCUUCUCCGAACUUAAUAAGCUCGGUCAUGGAGGCUUCGGUCCCGUAUACAAGGGCUUGAUGCCAAGUGGCCAACAAAUAGCUGUGAAGAAGUUAUCAUUAGAUUCAAGACAGGGGCUCAGAGAAUUCACUAAUGAGGUGAAACUGUUACUAAAAACUCAGCACAAGAACUUGGUCACGUUAUUGGGUUGUUGCGCAGAAGGGCCUGAGAAGAUGCUUGUUUAUGAAUAUCUUCCUAACAAAAGCCUUGAUUACUUUCUCUUUGAUAAAAGCAAGUCUGCAUCCCUGGAUUGGACGACACGAUUUCGGAUAGUAACAGGUGUUGCAAGAGGUCUUCUCUAUCUACAUGAAGAAGCGCCAGAAAGGAUCAUUCAUAGAGACAUCAAAGCUAGUAAUAUAUUGCUGGACGAGAAUUUGAACCCAAAAAUUUCAGAUUUUGGCUUGGCAAGGCUAUUUCCUGGGGAAGACACCCAUGUAAAUACAUUUAGGAUUUCCGGUACUCAUGGUUACAUGGCCCCUGAAUAUGCAAUGCAUGGAUAUUUGUCCGUGAAGACAGAUGUUUUCAGUUAUGGAAUUUUGGUGUUAGAGAUUGUUAGUGGCAGAAAGAACCACGAUGGACAGCUUGGUGCAGAGAAGGCAGACCUUCUGAGCUAUACAUGGAUGCUGCAUCAAAAACGGAGGGCAUUGGAAUUAGUUGACCCAAGCUUAACCAAGUUCAAUAAUGAUGAGGCAGCAAUGUGCAUUCAGCUAGGAUUGUUAUGUUGUCAACAAACUGUUGCUGAGAGACCCGACAUGAGCACUGUUCAUCUCAUGCUUUCAAGUGACUCAUUUACUUUGCCCAGACCGGGUAAGCCUGGAAUUCAAGGCCGUGGAGGACGAUGGACUACUACCACGGGGUCUACCUUCACUCGUACCAAUGCUACUGCUAGCACAAAUACCGGUUCUACCAAGGUUUCUGGAGGCAGUAGUAUUGUGGAGGAGUUCUCUAGAAAUUCUAUCUCUGUUUCUUCCAUUGACGAAGGAAGAUGACCUGCAUUUAUAUCCUGUAUAGCGUAAUUAGUUUUAUUCAUAUCAUGUAAAGAUCUUUUUCCAAUUUUCUGCUAUUUCUUGUUC
Molecule: messenger RNA, 1440 nt
Organism: Juglans microcarpa x Juglans regia
Lineage: Eukaryota; Viridiplantae; Streptophyta; Magnoliopsida; Fagales; Juglandaceae
Product: cysteine-rich receptor-like protein kinase 10
Exons: 5
Coding region: 181-1356 (391 amino acids)
Biological process (GO): protein phosphorylation
Molecular function (GO): ATP binding; protein kinase activity
Source: RefSeq, a predicted model, not a curated record